This is a messenger RNA of Thlaspi arvense, 1107 nucleotides long. The record is from the annotation of a GenBank genome assembly. Lineage: Eukaryota; Viridiplantae; Streptophyta; Magnoliopsida; Brassicales; Brassicaceae.
GGUGGAAAAUUUUUCCCAAAUUUUUUUUGUCCCCUCUCUUUCUCCUUUAUGAAAACAAUAUCCCUUUGAAAAAAAAACCCACAAUUCAUUCCUCUGCCCUCGUCUCUCUCUCUUCUCCUAGUUUCUGGUUCUUUCUUCGCUCCUUCUUUCAUGGAGAUACAAUUUGGGUUUGGCGGAAUCUAUCCCAAUUUUGUCUGGUUUUGACAAAUUAAAUCUUUUUUUCUUUUAAGUCUUCGAUACACCAAAAUAAACAACCAAAAACCUUUCCUUUCGUCUCUCUCUCUCCCUCGCCGAUCUAAGCGAUCCAUGGGGUUCUUCUAGGGUUCUUACGGAGGUUACAGUUCGGGUUAGGGUUUGGAAUUCCUAAGGUCGCUCCUGCUCUCACAUGAUUUCGAUGGUUGGAGAUAGCGUCAUUGUUUAAACGGCGGAGGAGGCACAUAAGAAGUGGGUGGCUCUUCAGAUAUAAGCUUAAAUCUGGUCAGAAGAGAGACCAGCAUGAGGAGGUGUGAAGAGCUUGAAUUGGUUUUCCAGCAAGAAGGAAGAGUCGUUGAUGAUUUGUUAAGCUUAGAAAAGUUUUUGAGGGCUAUGCCAGUUGUUGACAUGGAAAUGCCAACACUUUGCCUUAUCGGAGCACCAUUGUUGGUCCGCAUUCUUUCAAUAGGGAAGCCUGAGAUUUGCAAUUAUCCUUUCACCACCAGAAGAAUUCUGAUGGGUCACAUCGUUUUGACCUACCAACGAUUUCAGAUGACAUAUAUAUCCCUGGGCUUCUCAGGAGACGUGAUGAGCACUGAAGCAUCCAAAUAUAAUCCGAUUCAAAGAGAUAAAAUUGAGAAUUCUGGGGUUUUCUGCGUGGCUUUCUCAGGCGCCUUGGAUGAUUUCAAGGAUCUCAAUCUAGCACAAAGAUAUGAGGAACAAGAUAUGAGGAACAAGAAGAAAGUAAAGGAGAAGGUUGUCCUUAUGAUCAGCAAGAAGAAAGGAAAGGAGAAGGUUAUACUUUGUAAAAUUUGUUUUGCUAUGAUGUAUGUCUUAAUGAUUAUGUGUGUAAGACAUAUUUGGAUGAUUAAUGAAAUGAUUUUUUGAACUUAAUUUCAAAUAUAAAGUAAUAUA